CGAUGAAGCUAUCCCUCCAACAGCACGAUCACUUCGCCCAAGCUCGCUGUAUGUGUGUCUUCGCUGAUGUGCACAGAAAUAGAGGGGAUUGCGAGAGGGCGUUUCCUCGAUACGAGUCUGCGUUGAAUCUGAUGUCGGAUAUUGGUGAUCGCUUUGGUCAGAUAAUUGUUCUUGCCGGGAUGACCAAAGCAUUGAUUCAUAUGAAGCAACCCGAAAAGGCAAUAGAUUUCUGCAACAAGGCGAUGGAAGUCGCAACAAGUAUUGGCAAUAAGAUGUGCAUGCUGCGAUCAAACUGGACGCUUCACACGCUGUACCGAGCUAUAGGAGACAUGACGUCAUCGCAGCAACACGCCUGCAAGUUUGACCAAUAUCUUCAAGAGAUGGAGCUAUACUGUGGAGUGUGUCAUGAAGUCAUGGGCAACAGGGAGAAUAGUCUUAAGAGUCUCACUUGCUUUCACAUUUUUCAUUCAAGGUGCGUGGAGAACAGUACGUUCAAGACACGAGGCUGUCCAAACUGCAAGAAGACUUCCCACCUCUCAUCUCCAGUACGAGUAUAGCAUCAUCCAACACGACCAAGCACCACCUGCACCCAUCAAUGGGGUUAAAGUCCACCCCUCAUCCUCGCACCCCUCAAUGGGGGUAAACUCCAUCCCACUUCCUCCAGCAGCACCCCUCAAUGGGGGUAAACUCCACCUCACUUCCUCAGCGGCACUCCUAUAUGGAGAUGAAGUCCGCCCUUCUUCUUCCAGCAGCACCCCUCAAUGGGUGUAAAGUUGUCCCAUUAGGUCUUACACGAACUAUUGGCACCCCUCGAGGGGGUAAAGCUGCCCUCCCCCUCCGCUACAUCAUCUGACAUAACCAAGCAGCACCCCUCAAUUGGAUAAAGUUGACCCCUCCUCUUCUAUAUCAUUCAACCCUACCAUGCAGCACUCUUUAACAGGGGUAAAGUUGACCCCCUCUUUUACCCAAGCUGGUCCACACGGCAGAUCAGCACUCCUCAAAUUGGGGGUGAAUUCCAUCCCCUCUUCCUACAUUACAGCUUUUUACACAACCAAGCAGCAUAAGUUGGGGGUAAAGUUUACCCCCUUUUUCCAGCAGAUCCAAAUCAACCUAUAAUGUGAGAAUUCCUAACCACCAAUUAAGUUGUAAAUAAAUAAAGCGAUAUUUACCUUUUAUUUACAUAUGUUUGAUAUAACUUGUAAAAAAUAAAGCUAUGUAUUUAGUGUAAAUUAUGUGGACAUAUUUUAUACGCAAUUGUACUGUUACCGAUAACAUUAUUAUGCAAAGUAUUAUUGACAGUGCUAUGUAAAAAAGGGAAAAUAAACCCUGAUUAUUUUGCUACAAGCUGGGUUUAAUGUCUGAAUACUAGUUUUUACUGCAUUGCAAAACUAGUUAAUCAAAACCAACCAUGUAUCUAUAUAUUUAUGACAACAACAUGGAAGUGUUUAAACAAAAACAAGCACAGUUUGGUUUGGGAUUACAACAAAUAACAUGUAUUUAAACAACACCAGUCAUCAGUGUUAUAACAACAUCGGUUUGAUUCUAAACAGGGUUCUGUAACACAAAGGUUCGCAAUCGAUCUUACGCUUGAUUUUCAUGAUUGAUUGUACAGUGUAGCCAAUGGAAUCAAUCGUAGACAAUGUUCUACGAUCAUUGCUAAGUUUUGUGUCACGGGACCCAGGUGUUGUUCUGACAAACAUCUCUAGUUUGGUCUUAGAUGCUGGUUUAGGGUUAAAUGAACGCCACGUUUUUGUAGUACUUUUUGUCCUUUGCUAAGAUGUUUAUGGUGUAGUGUUAAUUAUAAUAACAGUGAUGAUGAUAUUGAUGAUAAGCAUGAUAAGCUUUACUGAGGAUAAGCUUUAUUGAUGAUAGUAUUGACGAGAAGCUUUAAUUUUGACAGUAUUAAGCUUUAAUUCAUAGCAAUUAGAUAUUAUGGUUAUUAUAAGUUACAUUGCGUGAAUAAGUCUUUGACUGUUGGCAUCUGGUUUUUAACUGGCUUAUGAGGGAAAUGGGCUUAGUAUGUCGCGCAUUUUGUAUGGACAUGGGAUCUUUCUUUUAGCAUGCAAACAUGCAUCUGUGCACUGUCAUACUUCGAAGACUUGAAAAAAACACGAUUGCUACCCAAUUAUCCUAGGAUUAUUUUCAUUAGACAAAAAUUAACAUAUUCCAGAACAAUCUCAUCUUUGUCUUUUUUGUUCACUUAUGACUCUUGUAAUUCGUCAACAUUUUAUUUCGUUUUCAAUGUUAUUACCUGAUCAUAAGCAAGCAAUAUCAGGUCAUUGUCUCGUAGAGUUAGGAUUCAAAUUUUAUUUCUCCUGUAUAAUUUUGAUGUUUUGACUCUUUCAUCAAAUGCCUCUAUUGUACACGAAUUGCAUAUCACAAUAAAUUAUUAAAAUAUCUUACAUGAUAUAAGACUUGCACGGGACAUAUCUUAUGAUUUCAGUAAUCAGUACUCAAUGUUGAAUUUGUACUACGCAUGUUUUAGGAUUUGUGGGAUUUUAUUUGACUUUUAAGUACUUUAAAAGCAUGGAUGUCUUAUGUAUAUGAGUUUAAAAGAAAUGGGAUAUGAGAAGGCAAAUCGCUUGAAUUGGUAAGGAAAAGGAGAAGUUAAACUAACCUCGUUUCGGAAGAUUCGAAUAUAUACUCUGAAUAAAAACAUGGUUGAAACUUUCAUGCUUUAUCCCAACAAAAUUUAUUUGAUGUCCGAAUAUUGUUAGAAUAAAGCGUGAAAGUUUCUACCUUUUUUUUAUUAAUCCAGCACGUGGGCUAUCUAGCCCUACUGAAUUUAUACUCUGAAUAAUACAUAUAGACGGUAACACUCUUGCCCGUGCUACUUUAAACUACACCAUAAUGUACGGUGUUGUCUAGUGCACAAGGUUUAUUGGUUAUUAUAACAAUAUGAAUAAGUUUAAGUUUUAUAAACUAUAUUUAAUGGGAUAGACAAUGGUAGUUCUAGACAGGAAGGAGACUGGACUUCAAGGCAGGAACUCUUCAAAGGUUUACACAAUGUUGAUCAAAAGGGAGCAAACACGUAUGUAGGGCAAAACAACGCCUAAUGCUGUGUAAAUUAUUUACGCAAUUUUGAUUAAAAAUUACCUAUGAAACGCGCUUUAAUUUAUUGUAUUGCCCACCAAAAUGCAUUUCCCCUUUUAACUCAAUAUUGGGCAACCUUAAACUCAACCUCACACGUGCUAGACUCCAUUUUUAUAAACUCCAUUUUCAUGAUCAUAUAUAUUUCGGUUUUGGUGCACAAAGUUUAUGUUAUACGUUUUUAUUAUUCAUAUUUUAUGCAUUUAUAUAUAACGAUGCAUUUGAGGUAAGAAAGGAAUAUGUCAUGACGUAUAGAAAAGGGUUAUUCUAUUGAAGGAGUGGUAUAUAGUGAAUGGUUUUCUUUUAACAAAAUGUCAUAUCUUGCCAAAUUCACGUUUCACACUGAUUUAGCGAUAAGGUUAAGAGGUUUUAAUAAAGUUUUAAUAAUGUAUUUUGUGUAUCAUUUUGUUUAAUGCAAGAAUUGCAUUGUCAUGUUAUAAUCAGUCACGAAAUUGCUUUUUCAAAGUUUAUUUUCACUCAAAGUUUUUUCCUGUAUGCCAUACCAUGUCUGAUUUUACAUUAUGCCUUUAGAAAGAUUUAGAAAUAACGAAUCAUCAUGAUCAUUAACUACGAAAAAUCGAAAACUGCGCACUAAAAGUGAUUUUCGCUUUGCUUCAGUAAAUCAAAACAGUAUAUUGCAUGAAAUGUGUCUUUUCCCAUUUGAUAUUUCUCUAAUGGCAUAUAAUGUUCUACCGAAUUGAAUAUAUUUAUUACAAUUGGGAAUGUCUAGUAUGACACAAAUAUAUGUUUAUUUCUGUUUGAACCAUGUUGGUAUUAAAAUGUUAUGGGUUUAUUUAUUUUUCACUAUUUGCCUAUAGGAGAGGCAUUUGUAAAUUUCACUGAAAAUAAGAUCAAACUGCACAUGGUUGAUAAUUGAUAAUAAAAGGAUGAAAUGUA
Lytechinus pictus (painted urchin) is the source of this 3987-nucleotide messenger RNA. RefSeq names its product 43 kDa receptor-associated protein of the synapse-like. The coding region runs from base 3 to 557 and encodes 184 amino acids. The record is from RefSeq and is a predicted model, not a curated record. Gene Ontology annotation, biological process: synaptic transmission, cholinergic; positive regulation of neuromuscular synaptic transmission. Gene Ontology annotation, molecular function: acetylcholine receptor binding. NCBI's taxonomy places the organism in Eukaryota, Metazoa, Echinodermata, Echinoidea, Temnopleuroida, Toxopneustidae. The transcript is spliced from 5 exons. Gene Ontology annotation, cellular component: plasma membrane; neuromuscular junction.